GUAUUUAAACCACGUCACUGAAAAUAUGAACCGGAUCUAGUUUGUAAACCGGUCCUCCGAUUUAAAGCUUGGACUCUGAGAGACUCUUCUCGUCUUCAGCUUCGCUUGAAACAACGUUCGUCGUCUCUGCGAUCUGAGAAAAUCGAAGGUGUGAAAGAUGGGUUAUAUCGGAGAAACCAUAGAUUCAAUCAAAUCUAUACAGAUCCGUCAGCUUCUCACUCAGGCCAUAAGCCUUGGGAUGAUUGUGACGUCUGCUUUGAUCAUAUGGAAAGCUUUGAUGUGUGUCACUGGAAGUGAAUCUCCCGUGGUUGUUGUUCUCUCCGGAAGCAUGGAACCUGGUUUUAAGAGGGGGGAUAUAUUGUUCUUGCACAUGAGUAAGGACCCGAUUCGAGCUGGCGAAAUUGUUGUUUUCAAUGUUGAUGGUCGUGAUAUUCCAAUUGUUCAUCGUGUCAUUAAGGUUCACGAAAGGGAAAAUACAGGGGAAGUCGAUGUUUUGACAAAAGGGGACAAUAACUAUGGAGAUGACAGACUUCUCUAUGCUGAAGGUCAGCAAUGGCUUCAUCGACAUCAUAUAAUGGGUCGUGCUGUCGGGUUCUUGCCUUAUGUUGGAUGGGUGACUAUAAUUAUGACAGAAAAGCCUAUCAUCAAGUAUAUUCUCAUAGGCGCAUUGGGUUUACUUGUUAUAACGUCCAAGGAUUGAAGUCUUUUGGAGAUUGGACUCUGCAAACCCUUGUGUGUGUUAUCAUCCUUGUUGUCUUGUUUUAUCAACUGGUCUUUUUGUGGUUUAGACCACUUCAAAAACAGUAUCAAUCAGGAGCUAACUUUUUUUAA
This is a messenger RNA of Brassica napus (rape), 831 nucleotides long. Its product is annotated as signal peptidase complex catalytic subunit SEC11C-like. Gene Ontology annotation, molecular function: serine-type endopeptidase activity. Bases 158 to 700 code for a protein of 180 amino acids. The record is from RefSeq and is a predicted model, not a curated record. The transcript is spliced from 8 exons. NCBI's taxonomy places the organism in Eukaryota, Viridiplantae, Streptophyta, Magnoliopsida, Brassicales, Brassicaceae. Gene Ontology annotation, cellular component: membrane; signal peptidase complex.